Rangifer tarandus platyrhynchus (Svalbard reindeer) is the source of this 471-nucleotide messenger RNA. The record is from the annotation of a GenBank genome assembly. Lineage: Eukaryota; Metazoa; Chordata; Mammalia; Artiodactyla; Cervidae.
AUGGAGAAUGGGAAGAGUGUGCCUCCAGCCCUGAAUGUGUAUAUUUGUACGUGCACGCGGGUGGACCACUCUCGCACACCACUGCGGGACCGACCGCCUUCUGCGCCGUGCGAGCGAGCUGACGGAUACGGACGAGACAGGCUUUGCUUAUGCGUGGGAGUAGACGGCGUCUCUGGAGAGUCUGAGAGCAAGAGUACCUCGAAAAAUUUACUCGCGAAAAUGACCCCCGGCCGCUCAGCUCUGCGCCGACUCCAAGAGCCGACUCAUCUGUAUGAAACAGUGCCCUCCAGCGAGGCUGCCGUACGACACGCCGUAAACAACAGGCGCUGUGGCGCCCUCAGCGCAACAAACGCACAUAGCUGCGGCAGCCUGCGCGCGCGCUGGCGGAUGCGAGUCUGCGGCGUCCUCCAUCGGAAAUUUACCCUAGUUCUGCAGGCGCAGGAGUAUGCAGGGGCCGGAAUAUCGUCCUGA